AUGCAGGAUAUCUUAGAGUCGCUGAGAAAAAUAUCAGCAUUUUGUCCCAAAGAAGAAGGCAAAGAAUACAUCAAUCAUAUUGACGGGAAUUCCACCAAUAAUAAAGCAUCAAAUCUCGAAUGGGUGAAUCAAAAGGAAAAUAAUCAACAUGGUGUGCAUCUCAGACUUGGGAACCAACGUGUUGUUAAGCAAUUUUUCAAUAAUGGUUUUUCCCGAAAAUUUUCAUCUUUAGCUGAAGCACAACAUAUAACUGGAAUUGAUAAGUCAAAUAUUGGUAAUGUUUGCAAAGGACGUCUAAUCCGUGUCGGAGGGUGUCAUUGGAAUAAAAAUUAUAUUUUACCCAUUCCUUAUCGUCUAUAUUUGAGAGUCACCUGUGAACUUAAUAAUGAACUAUUUACUCUUUCUGUUGUUCAAAGUAUAACAAAUCCAUUGCAACCAGGGUUCGUUUGUACAUGUAAAGAAAAGAGACCAACAAUAAUGGGAUUUUAUAAUAAUAAUAUUGUAGAAAAAUUAGUGGAAGAUGUAAUAUUUUUUCCAAUAUUUAUUAAUGUUGAGUCAUUUUUAAUUGUAAUAACAAGUAUUGGUUAUUCAGAUAAUAAUGAAUUUAAUGGUGCAGGGAGUGAAUUUUCUUCUUCAAUUAUAACUAAAUUUCGGGGAAAACUAUCUAUUAUUUUACAACAGAUUAAAAAUAAUGUAUGUAUUCUUGAUAUUUAUCAAGAAUCAAAAAAAAAUAUUCAAUAUCAAGAUGAAACACCAAAUAAUGUAUGGAAAAAAUCUAGAAUUAAUAAAAAAUUUGAUGGAAAUGAUUUAUUUGGAAUUACACAUCCAAUUAUACAAUCUAUUUUACAACAACCUUCUAAUAACCGUCAUAUAUGUACACCAAAUGAGUGGAAUAAUUUUGAUAUUCUUCAACAAGCAUUUGAUUAUCAUAUAAAACCUAGAAAAAUUACAACAACAAUAUUAUUAGAUUGGAAAAAAUUAUUUGAUGACGAAUUACGUGCAUGUAAAGCUAUAUUCAAAUCCUGUAGAUGUUCUGAUGUUACUUCAUUUGAAAAGGAUAUUUCUGAUAUAGAAUUUUGGAAUAGGGCAAUAGAUCCAAUUGUAUUAAAAAAUAAUAAACGUGGAAUAGAUGGGAAAAUUCGAAUUUUAUCUAUAAUAGCUGAUAAAUUUUGUUAUAAAGAUCUUAGGGAAAAAUUACAAGUUGGUUCAACAAGCAUUAAUUCAGCACGUAAGCAUGCUAGACUUAAUGGUCCAGGUGCAUCACCUAUUUCAAAACCUCAACAAACAUUGAUAUCAAUAUGGAAGGUUGCUAUUGAUCAUGGAAACCAAAUGAAUGAUAAAAAUACAGAAGAUGCUAUUGAUCACGAUGACCAAAUAAAUAAUAAAAAUAUGGAAGCUGUAUUUAAAGAGCAAGCCACAGAAGCAGCACUUCGAAAAUUCGACCUCGCUAGGCACCGCUUGCUUGCGAUCGAUCGAAAGGAAGGAAGUCAAGAAGUAAACCGUAUGGGAAUUAUUAUUGACAAAGAAAUAUCACAAGAAACAUAUCUUAAGUUUUGUUUAAACGAACCUCGUAUUUCUGUUAAUUACUGUCUAAUUGAUGGAAAGAUUGAAGUUUAUGAAAUGCCUACCAAACCUCAUGCAAUAGUACAAGGAGAAUUAAUUUAUUUGAUGAGAAGCUGGAGCAAUCAAUUGCAAGUCUUGGUCGAAAAUGAUAUCGUUGUGAAUACAAGAAGUGUCUAUCGCUGCGACGCUUGUGUUGAACCAAUUAAUCGUCAACUACCUCAACCCACACAGGCAGGACAGUCAUACCCAACUUUAGUAGUAGAAAUUGGAAAUGUAGAAAGUGUAAACAGUUUACAUCGUAAGGUUGCGGGAUAUUUUUCCCCCCGUACCGCGAUUCAAGUAUAUUUGACUAUCAAGCUAUUUCCUCGUCAUCAGAAUAAUACUGUCGCAUUACUUGCGAUGCUUUAUUUACGCAACAAUCAAAUUCCUGUAAUCGUAAAAUCAUUUGAAACGGCAGGUCUACAUAUUUCUGUAUUAAAUUAUCUUCGAAAUACUAUAAAUGUUCCAGCCAAUAUAAUUACUGGAGUUGGAUUUGGUGCAGGUCCUUGCAAUGCUCCUAAUAUCCAAGAUUAUCAAGUAGCCAUUCCUACCAAUUUACUUUUUGACGGUGUUCCAGGUGGGGUUCUCGUUGGUUUGCCCGCUAAUUUCAAUAUAGAUUUAUUUAAUUUGCAAACCGUAUAUUUGAGAACAAUUGCUUUGAAUUAG
Molecule: messenger RNA, 2268 nt
Organism: Diversispora eburnea
Lineage: Eukaryota; Fungi; Glomeromycota; Glomeromycetes; Diversisporales; Diversisporaceae
Source: the annotation of a GenBank genome assembly